UGCACAAAUAAAUUUCAUUGAGACAUAAGUAGGACGGUUCGCAUAACAAGUCAAUUGUGAAUUGCCAAAGAAAUAAAAAACAAAGAAAAAGCCCCAAAAACAAGAAUGGGUUCCACUUCCAAUUCCAACAGCCUCGGAAAAGUGUUAGAGAGGCUUGAAACUUUAGCUCAACAAUACCGUCUUCACAAACCUAGUCCAAUUCCAGUUCCCGAUGGUACCAACUCGACACAACAAACGUUGGGAUCCAAUAAGAGAGCUGCAGUUCUGGUAUGCCUCUUCCAAGAUCCCUAUGGAGAUCUACGUGUCAUCCUCACCAAGCGAGCUUCUACUCUCUCUACGCACUCUGGUGAGGUUUCGUUGCCCGGUGGGAAAAGAGAGGAAGGUGAUGCUGAUGAUGUACACACGGCAUUAAGGGAGGCUAAGGAGGAGAUCGGCUUGGACCCUUCCCUUGUCAAUGUUGUCACUGUUCUUGAACCAUUUGUCACUAAGAUUGGUUUGACAGUAGUUCCUGUGCUUGGCAUACUCUCUGAUAUGAAAGCAUUCAGUCCAAGUCCAAAUGCUGCUGAAGUGGAGGCAAUAUUCGAUGCUCCCUUAGAAAUGUUUCUCAAGGAUGAGAAUAGGAGAGAAGAGGAGAGAGAAUGGAAGGGAGUUAAGUAUCUACUGCAUUACUUCGAUUAUGAAGCAGAGACUGAGAGGUAUGUGAUAUGGGCUCUAACUGCUGGAAUCUUGAUUAAGGCAGCAUCAUUUGUCUUCGAGCGGCCACCAGCAUUUCUAGAGCAGAGGCCAAAUUUCUGGAAUAGAGCUACUAACAGCAAUACUACUACAACAUAGAUCCUAAGCAUUUUUUUUGGGUCUUAUAUCAUGUGAUUCUUGUUUAACACUACUAAUUAUUUACAAUCUGCGAUGUUUAAGUUAUCACAUCAUUCUGUGUGAAGGAUUGAAUUUGAAAUAUGAAAAUGAAAUAACUAACAUUUUCUCC
Molecule: messenger RNA, 979 nt
Organism: Quercus robur (English oak)
Lineage: Eukaryota; Viridiplantae; Streptophyta; Magnoliopsida; Fagales; Fagaceae
Product: nudix hydrolase 15, mitochondrial-like
Exons: 4
Coding region: 106-831 (241 amino acids)
Biological process (GO): coenzyme A catabolic process
Molecular function (GO): acetyl-CoA hydrolase activity; coenzyme A diphosphatase activity
Source: RefSeq, a predicted model, not a curated record